AUGUUAGAAAAAAUUAAUGACACUAAAGAGGUUGAUAGAGAUGAAGAGUAUCUUAUAUUACUUGAGUCACAUAAUACUAAUAAGAACAUCAAUCAGAAGUCAACUGCAUUAUAUUGUCAAACUCAUAUCAAAAAGAAAAAAGAAGACCCUUAG
This is a messenger RNA of Funneliformis geosporum, 153 nucleotides long. The record is from the annotation of a GenBank genome assembly. Lineage: Eukaryota; Fungi; Glomeromycota; Glomeromycetes; Glomerales; Glomeraceae.